Messenger RNA from Neolamprologus brichardi, 1066 nucleotides. NCBI's taxonomy places the organism in Eukaryota, Metazoa, Chordata, Actinopteri, Cichliformes, Cichlidae. The record is from RefSeq and is a predicted model, not a curated record.
UGACCUGAGUGUGUCUGACCUCCAGCUGGAGGAACACAUCAUCCACCUCCGGGAGGAGCUGGACCGCGAGCAAGAGGAGAAGAGCUACUUCCAGCUGGAGAGAGACAAGAUCCAGGCCUUCUGGGAGAUCUCCAAGAGGAACCUGGACAAGACGAAGGCCGAGCUGAGGAACAGGAGCCGGGAGAGAGAUGAGGCUGAGGAGCGCCACCGAGUCGAGAUCGAAGUCUACAAGCGGAAGCUGAAGCACGUCCUGUCGGAGCAGCACAACGCCAUCACUGAGCUGAAGAUGGAGGACGUCUCUGCGUCCUCGCUGGUCGAGAAGAAGCACGUGCAGUCUGAGAUCACGCUGCACAGAAACGUUCAGGGUCUGCAGGCGGAGCUCACGGAGAAGAAGUUCCACAUCGAGAGCCACGUCAAAGCGCUGCAGCUGAAACAUCAGACGGAGCUGAUGGAGCUCACCAACCACUACGAGCACAGGAUCAGAGACAUCGAGGUGAAGUAUCAUAAGAAGAUGCAGAUGAUGAUCCAGGAGGAGAAGAAGAAGCGUCAGGCGGCGGUCGCCGAGCUCGACGAGAGGAUGAAGAGUCGAGAGGCGGCUCUGAUUGAGGAGCACGACCGAGCUCUGCGGAGAGUCGAGGAGCAUUUCACGUCCACUCGGGAGAGACUGCUGACAGACCAGAGGACGCUCAAGGUGAGACCCGUGAAUCUGACCCUGGAGCACGACCUGCUGCUGCAGGCCUCUGAGAAGGUGCAGCAGGAGCGCGACGAGCUGCUGAAGAAGCAGAGGGACGCCAUCAUGGACGUGCAGCGGAGGAGCGAGCUGAAGGCGAUGAUGUUGGAGAGGAAGCUGGCAGCGCUCACCGAAACCUUGGAGAAGAAGGAGGCUCAGCUGUGCGCCGCGCUCUCGGCCUCCAGCGCCGAUCCGACGGCAGCAGGCGGCGCCGCUGGCAGGCUGGAGGCCAUCGUGGAGCAGAAGCACAACGCCAUCGCGGCCUUAAAGGAGGACCUGGCUCAGCGGCGUAAGGUGAGCGGUGGUGGGCGGGGCACAGCUCACCUGUCAGCAGCU